Messenger RNA from Thelazia callipaeda (thelaziosis nematode), 624 nucleotides. The record is from the annotation of a GenBank genome assembly. NCBI's taxonomy places the organism in Eukaryota, Metazoa, Nematoda, Chromadorea, Rhabditida, Thelaziidae.
AUGAAGAUAUCCAAGAAAAAUACAUCACAAAGUAUCGAAAUUGUUGACAAGCACGAAGGAAUGAAGGAAUUUAAAAAUAAUGAAAUAUGUAUGAAAAAAAAAGCCAAAAAGCCACCUUUGUCUAGUAUUCCUCAAAAAAUAGACGCAUUUAAAAACGUAGAUUUUUGGCUUAGUAAAAACAGCAACACUGAGCAAAGCAAAAGCUUUUCGUCGGGAGAUUCUGGUAUUAGCUCAUGCCCUGUUUCACGUGCGAACACGAAUGAUACAUUAUCAGAAUGCUGUACAGAGGAAUUCAGGGCGUUCCAGAAUUCACAUCAACGUCCUUCGAGGUUUCAAGAACGAUGUACAAGUAACGAAUGUGAGUCCGAAGAAGGAAAACAAAAUGCAGUUCAUUCGUCCCGUGAAUCUGCCCGAACACGUCACAGAUGUUCAAAGUCAUAUCGAAGAUCGGUUCGGCAUGACCUCUCAAUUACACGUCAUAUUGUUCGAGUUCGAAAUGAGCAAAAUAAACGAGCUCAAUCCGUUAUGGCAGCCAUUCGACUGAAACAACCAGAAUCGCAAGCAAAAUCAGAAAAUAGCAAGAAAAAUUCUACAUUUUACGAAGACUAUCAAGAUUUUUACUGA